GCUUAACCAAGCGCCGCAAAUGACUUGACUGGGUCAUCGACAAUGUUCAGACGGGCUCGUCUGCCCUUCGCUCUCUUCGGACGCACCCUUCCAAGGAAGUCGCUACUUGCUCCUUCCCAUACCACUCGCGGAGCCAAAACUAAGAGCACCAUCAAAUUCCAUCAUCUACCACAAGGCGCUCUUGCCCCUCUUCCACUCCCAUCGCUCGAAGACGAUGCCGAGUCUCAAGUCCAGGUCUAUCCGCGUGUCAUACAGCAGCACUUGAACAAUGUCAACAAGUUCUCCGACUGUGUUGUACUUACCCGUAUAGGCAACUUCUACGAGCUGUAUGGCGAGCAAGCCGAACAGUAUGCUCCUCUCCUCAAUCUCAAAGUCGCCCAAAGAAAAACUGGUCUUGGUCCUGUUACCAUGGCCGGUUUCCAGUUUACUCAAUUGGACCGUUUCCUAAAGUCUCUCGUGCAGGGCUUGAACAAGCAUGUUGCCAUCAGCGAAGAGGUUAAAAAUUCUCCUGCCGACCAGGUCAAGAAUGGUGGUCUUCUCUACAACCGAAAGGUAUCACGCAUCGUCACCGCCGGUACCUUGGUCGAUGAAACCUUUAUGGAUCCUUUCGAAAACAACUUUCUACUGAGUAUUCAUGCCAAUCUGCACACGACCGACACAGCCUCCUUUCAUGGAGGUACAGAUGUCGGUCUCACAUGGGUAGACCUCUCGAGCGGUGACUUUUUCACUCAGCGCACAGACAUAGCCUCGCUCGGCUCUGUCGUUGCUCGUAUAGGAGCUCGUGAGAUUGUUCUAGAUGCUAGCUUUGAACAGGUCGAUCGGAACCAGCUCGAUCGUCUUUUGGGUCAUGGAGGCCAUGCUGUAACAUACCACAUCGCAAACCCAGAGUUUUGUACCAUCAAACAAUGGGCUCCGAUGCUAGAAAAACCUGUCUCUCAAGUUGAAUGCCGUUCCUUCUCAGAACAGGAGGUACUGGCAGGCUCAUUGCUGUUAGAUUAUGUCAAAGGCAGGUUGCUUGAGCUGAACGUUUCUCUGAGAUGUCCCAUCCGCCGCAAUCAGGGUGAUUAUAUGAGUAUUGACAAGCAGACCCUGAAAGCCUUGGAGAUUCGAUCCACUCUCCGAGACGGCCUCUUCCAGGGCAGCCUGCUGCAUGCAAUUCGAAGAACGACUACUAAAAGUGGCGCACGACUGUUAAACCAGAGACUAGUGUCACCGUCGAUGUCACUUCCUGUAAUCAACGCCCGUUUAGAUCUAGUAUCCGAACUGCGAGAAGAGGAUCAACUGCGAGAAGAGACAAUGUCUGCGCUGCGGAGGACAACGGAUGUUCUGCGACUGUUACAGCGAUUCUCUAUUGGCAAGGGUGAUGCCGACGAUCUUCUGGCUCUAGCCAAAACAAUUCAAAUCAUCAGUCAGAUUGUGGAUAUGACGACUGGCCCUUUGUCCGUCCAAACGAAUUCUUCCUCGACAAUCUCUUCGCUGAGAGCAUUAAUUGGUCGUCUUGAUCUGGCAGGCCCCUUGAAGUUAGCGGACCGUAUCUUGGAAGCCAUUGAUGAGGAUGGUCUUUCUCAACAGCACUUGGCAGAAGAAGCAGAAGCUGUCGGUGUUGCAGAACUCGCAGAACAGAUCGCCGAAGCAGAGGAGCCCCAAACCAGGUCAACCAAGCGUGGCAAAUCAAGCACAAAGAAGCCCGCAGUGGUUACAGACCUCAACGCUGGAGAAUACUGGAUUAUGCGAAAAAGUGCAAGUACAACUUUAAAACUAGGACAUCAAAAUCUCGAUGAUAUUCUGGAUGAGAAGGCACAACUUUUCGAGCGCUUGCGAGCAGAUAUAGGCAACACGAUAGUCCUCAAAUGGACUCCACAGCUGGGACAUUUCUGUCAAGUCAGAGGCAAGGACGUUCGGGCAGACAUUCCAGACGCCAGAAAUGUCAGCUCCACUAAAAACACCAGAGCGUUUUAUCUUCCGGACUGGUCACACUUGGGAUCACGAUUGGAAGACGCAAAGAUGCGCAUCCGCACCGAAGAGCAGCGAGUGCUGAACGAUCUUCGAAAACGGGUGAUUGAAAACCUAGUCAAGCUCAGACGUAAUGCUAGUAUACUCGACGAGUUAGACGUCGGCUGCUCUUCUGCAGUUAUGGCAAACGAGAGGAAUCUUGUGAGGCCAAUCUUGAACUCUGGUGUCUCCCAUAAAAUAAUCGGUGGUCGCCAUCCGAUGGUAGAUGUAGGACUACAAGAACAAGGUCGACUGUUUACCGCAAAUGACUGCACCGUUGGAGGGGAUGAAAGCAUUCUUCUGAUUACUGGGCCCAAUAUGGCUGGAAAGAGUACUUAUCUUAGGCAGAACGCCCUGAUGACAAUCCUAGCCCAGACUGGUUGCUUCGUUCCUGCUGACUACGCAGAGAUAGGGUUGGUGGACAAGAUUUUCAGUAGGGUGGGCUCAGCAGAUAAUCUGUACAACCAUCAGUCGACUUUCAUGGUGGAGAUGCUUGAGGUAGCCGAUAUCCUCAAUCAAGCCACUCCACGUUCAUUCAUCAUCAUGGAUGAAGUUGGCCGUGGAACGACCCCAGAAGAUGGUGUUGCUGUAGGGUAUGCCUGUCUACAUCACCUGCACUACACUACUCCGUGCCGUACCCUCUUCGCCACCCAUUUCCACUCCUUGGUCGGCAUGACAAAGACUUUUGAUCACUUGGGCUGCUAUUGUACAGAUGUUGCCGAAGAGGAGGAUGGCUCGUGGGUCUAUGUGCACAAGCUUCGGAAAGGAGUAAAUAGAGAGUCGCAUGCGCUCAAGGUCGCUAAGCUUGCUGGCUUGCCAGACUCGGCGAUCGCUGUGGCCAAAGGCGUCUUGGAAUGCUUCGAACUUGAGAGGAAUUCCGCUGGAGCACCUUGAUGUUUUCCAAGGCUGCUAGCUACUUUGCCACGAUCGUAUCAUCUGCACAUACCAUGCAAGCUCACUCAGUGUCUUCACAAUUUCCAGAUCACAAGGUCACGCAUGAAUCGAAGCUCGUAAAACCUCCCGGUUGCUGAUAUUUGUACGACCCAGGCAAGGGGUAUCUCUAAUUAUUUCAUGCCUCGUCGUAUCCCCAAACCCUCAUAUACUCAAAGCGAGUGACUGUCUAUUCCUUCUUGCCGAAAAGGUGCUUGACUUUGUCACCCAGGGUUUCCUUCUCGCCCUGCUUCUCCUUUUCCUUAUCCUGAGGGUUGCUGUGACCUCCGUACUUUUCCUUAUAGACGUUUCCCUCACCCCCAC
Molecule: messenger RNA, 3246 nt
Organism: Aureobasidium pullulans EXF-150
Lineage: Eukaryota; Fungi; Ascomycota; Dothideomycetes; Dothideales; Saccotheciaceae
Exons: 10
Coding region: 43-2886 (947 amino acids)
Biological process (GO): mismatch repair
Cellular component (GO): nucleus
Molecular function (GO): mismatched DNA binding; ATP-dependent DNA damage sensor activity; ATP binding
Source: RefSeq, a predicted model, not a curated record